Saccharomycodes ludwigii is the source of this 1173-nucleotide messenger RNA. RefSeq names its product nucleotidase (gene SDT1). NCBI's taxonomy places the organism in Eukaryota, Fungi, Ascomycota, Saccharomycetes, Saccharomycodales, Saccharomycodaceae. Gene Ontology annotation, biological process: pyrimidine nucleobase metabolic process; nucleotide catabolic process. Bases 1 to 1173 code for a protein of 390 amino acids. The transcript has a single exon. Gene Ontology annotation, molecular function: nucleotidase activity. The record is from RefSeq and is a predicted model, not a curated record.
AUGCUAAAACAAGUCAUGACGUCUUCAUCAGUAGCCAAACCAAUGUUAUUAGCAACUGCAAACAAGAAUAAAGGUUAUUAUCAAACUAAUAGCACCAUCACCAGCACUACUACUACCACCACUACUAUUAUUGCCCCGGGUAAUAGUGAUAAAAGCAAUGUCUACACUACUGUUGACAGUAACAAAGACAACAACGCUUUAACUGAGUAUAUUAAAAACACCUAUUUGCACUUCAACAAUGUAAUACCGAAAUAUAUGAAAAUAACAUCCAUUGUAACUACCAGUACUACUACGUCACGUACAAAGAUGGAUUUUGAUACUUAUAAACAAGAAAUUGAACAACAAUUAGAAAUUAAUUCCAAGCAUUUGAAAAUGAUUGAAGAAAAUAAUUACGUUGGUGCGAAUUGUCCUAAGUUGGACGCAUAUUUAAAUGGAAAAUGUGUUUCAAAUGCGAAUAGUAAUGGUUCGAGAUGUGACCGAGUUUUCUUUUUUGAUAUUGACAACUGUCUAUACAAAAAAAGCUUGAAAAUUCAUGAUCUAAUGCAAAUAUAUAUUAGAAAGUUUUUCCUGUACGCUUUAAACUUGCCAAAUGAGGAGGCAGCAGCCGAGUUGAAUGCAAAGUACUAUAAAGAGUAUGGGUUGGCUAUUAAGGGUUUACUAGAAAACCACUCGGAACUAGGGAUUGAUGCAUUAGAAUACAAUCGGUUGGUAGAUGAUGCAUUGCCGUUGCAAAAAAUCUUGAAACCAGAUAUGAAAUUAAGAAAGAUACUAUGUGAUUUGAAAGACUCGAAUAAAAUAGAUAAACUGUGGUUAUUUACUAAUGCUUAUAGAACACAUGCUAUGAGGGUAGUUAAAAUAUUGGGGAUUGCAGAUUUAUUUGAUGGUAUUACUUAUUGUGAUUAUGCUCGUAACGAUAAAAUGAUUUGCAAACCUGAUCCCUUGUGUUAUGAGUUGGCAUUAAAGGAAAGUGGAUUAUCUGGUGUUUCUGGUAAGAAUGCAUAUUUCAUUGAUGAUAGCUUGGAUAAUAUUAAAACUGCGAAUAAUUUGAAUUUUUGCAAAGCUAUCCAUAUAGAUGAAUAUUAUGAGGAUAGUAAUGAAGAUUUCAAAAGAAAUGGUAUUUAUACGAUUAAAAGUUUUAAGGAAUUACCAAAAGUGGUUCCUGAAUUAUUUUAA